CCGGAAACAAGCGGCUGCUGGUGUCACACAGAAUUCAGUCCCCCGUGUCUGUCACCGGUUUUCGCUCCGUCAAGAUGGCCAGUGCGGUGUGUGCCAGAUUCCUGCUUCAGAGAACAACACAGGGGUUUCUCUUCUCCUCCAGGGCAGUGCCCGCUUUCUCAAGCCCAUUUCUGUCUCGUGCACAUCGAUUAGGUCCUAGUGAUGAUGAAUUGUACCAGCGCACCACCGUGUCCGUCAUGCAGAAGGAGCAGGGCAGCGGGGUCAUGAUCCUCAGCUACAGUCCUCAAGGAUUCAACAUUGACGGCAACAGAGUGUUUGGGCCCUGCGCUGUGCUGCCUCCUGCUAUCCUCCAGUGGAACGUUGGCACUUAUAAAGACAUCACUGAAGAAAGCAUCUCACUUUUCCACAUGCUUGAACCAAGAAUAGAAAUUCUUGUGCUGGGCACAGGCGCACGUCUUGAACGAAUCAACCCCUCAGUUCUCGCUUUGCUCAAGAAGAAAGGGAUUGCUGUGGAGGUGCAAGACACGCCAAAUGCAUGUGCAACCUUCAACUUCCUGACGAGUGAGCGGAGACUGGCAGCCGCCGGUCUGAUUCCUCCACCCAUCAGCACGGCACUGGAGGUGCAGGAAUAAGUGUUGUGAUGGCAACAGAAACUUGGCUGAUUUCUGCAGCUGGAGGUCAGCACUUUAGGAACAAUCAGUGGGAUGUGUUUCCAAAGGAACAAACAGCUCAGAUCAGCUGCCAUCAACUGAUUUAUUUGGCGAUGAACGGUCAAAUGUGUAGGAUUUAAGAGGACUCUACUGGCAAUUGAAUAUUACAUUCAUCAUCUUCCACAUAGUCUGUGAUGUAGCAGCCAUGUUUCUAUAGUAGCCCAGAACAGACAAACCAAACACUGGCUCCAGAGAGGGACUUUUUAAGUGGCCACUGUAAGGGAGGGUGAGCGAGGGGUGUUCAGUUGGUUGGCAAUCUGCUACCUCACCACUAAAUGCCAUAAAGUCCUACACAUUGGACCUUUAAGGUGUUUCCCAGUCAGCCAAGCAGGGAGCUGAUGAUGAACUUGUUAUGUUGGGUUUUAUGUCAAUUCAGGAGGCACAUGAUGAAUGUGCUCAUGUGAAUAAAGUGGGGACACUCAUGAUGGAUAAUAAAGUAAAGUGUAACAGUAUUCUUUUGAAUAAAAUAUGUAUUUGAAACCUUUACAUUCAACAAACAAUAACUGUCAUGAAUUUGAUUUGUUUUUGUGUGUUGCGUAGAUGUAUAAUAAUAUAAUGUUAUUUAUUUUAAAAGACAUCUGUGCAGCAGAUAAAAGUUAUCUGUAAAUUAAAAAAAAAGUAAGAAUU
Molecule: messenger RNA, 1337 nt
Organism: Acanthopagrus latus (yellowfin seabream)
Lineage: Eukaryota; Metazoa; Chordata; Actinopteri; Spariformes; Sparidae
Gene: ndufaf3
Product: NADH:ubiquinone oxidoreductase complex assembly factor
Exons: 5
Coding region: 75-632 (185 amino acids)
Biological process (GO): mitochondrial respiratory chain complex I assembly
Cellular component (GO): mitochondrial inner membrane
Source: RefSeq, a predicted model, not a curated record